This is a messenger RNA of Verticillium nonalfalfae, 348 nucleotides long. RefSeq names its product Transcription initiation factor IIA small chain (TFIIA 13.5 kDa subunit) (gene TOA2). Bases 1 to 348 code for a protein of 115 amino acids. The transcript has 3 exons. Gene Ontology annotation, biological process: transcription initiation at RNA polymerase II promoter; RNA polymerase II preinitiation complex assembly. Gene Ontology annotation, molecular function: TBP-class protein binding; RNA polymerase II general transcription initiation factor activity. The record is from RefSeq and is a predicted model, not a curated record. Gene Ontology annotation, cellular component: transcription factor TFIIA complex. Lineage: Eukaryota; Fungi; Ascomycota; Sordariomycetes; Glomerellales; Plectosphaerellaceae.
AUGGCUUCUAACCCUGAAUCAUUCUAUGAACUGUACAGGCGCAGCAGCAUUGGCCUCGCGCUGAUGGACAUGCUCGACGAUCUGAUCAGCGCUGAGCGCAUCUACCCGCAGUUGGCCAUGAAAAUCCUGGCCAACUUUGAUCAGGCCAUCACAGAGGCUCUUCAGAAGAACGUGAAGGCUCGUCUGACGUUCAAGGGGAGCUUGUCGACGUACCGCUUCUGUGACGAAGUCUGGACCUUUCUCAUCAAAAAUGUCCAAUUCAAGCUCGAUAAUGGCGGGCAACUGGUCUCUGCGGACAAGGUCAAGAUUGUGAGCUGCAACGCGAAGAAGCCUGGCGAGGGCCCUUGA